GUUUUUCCGGGCCAUCGAUCUAUCGCGGCAAAAAGCACCGCCACCCCAAUUUCCUGCACCGCAUCCAUCCUGAUCCAUCCAGUCGGCAACGGGCGUCGCGACGGGUGAUACUUCCAUUUAGGUGCAAAUUUCGGCGGCGCACGUGGCGUACAGGACAACACCGACAGAACCUGUUUGCGAAUGUAUGAUGGAACAUGGAUCCCAAUAAAAACGACGUCGUUUACGCCCGUCAGGAGGACAUUCUUCGCAUCCUCAGCCGACUUAACGAAACCCAAGCAGAACUUGCCUGCGAGCUUAAAAAAACACUCACACCGUCCUCGAAUGGAUGUCCUGUCGAUUUCGAUACGGUUUUAUGUUGGCCACAAACGCCGCCCAAUUCUCUCGCCGUUCUUCCUUGCUUUGAACAACUUAAUGGGAUCAAGUACGACACGAAAGAGAACGCCACCCGUCUCUGCUUCUCGAACGGAAGUUGGGACCAAUACAGCAACUAUACCUCCUGCAAAGAACUAUCUCCUUUGGAAGUGCCCGAAGUGGAACUAACGACCACGAUCUACUUCAUUGGCUACACCGUCAGUCUCGUCGCCCUCCUCUUCGCCGUCUACAUAUUCUGGAAGUUCAAGGACCUGAGAUGUCUCCGGAACACCAUCCACAUGAACCUGAUGUGCUCGUACAUCCUGGCCGAUUUCAUGUGGAUUUUCGUCUACAGCUUGCAGGGACCUCUCCAGACCAACAAGGCUUUCUGCAUCUUCCUCAUCAUCUUGCUCCACUACUUCCACCUAACCAACUUCUUCUGGAUGUUCGUCGAAGGUUUGUACCUAUACAUUCUGGUAGUGAAAACCUUCACCGGAGAGAACAUCAAACCUCGGAUCUACGCCGUAAUAGGCUGGGGUGGUCCGAUCGUCUUUGUCCUCAUAUGGGGCAUCGCCAAGAGCUUCACGCUACCCUUGGAAGACCAACAGGCUGGGGAGAUGUUCAGGAGCUGUCCCUGGACUCCGCACCCUUUCGACUGGAUUUACCAAGGUCCUGCAAUAGCCGUGCUAAUAAUAAACGUAAUAUUCCUGUGCAUCAUCAUGUGGGUUUUAAUAACGAAACUCCGGUCGGCGAACAAUGUGGAAACACAGCAAUACAGGAAAGCGGCCAAAGCCCUUCUAGUUCUUAUUCCUCUCCUGGGAGUAACUUAUAUCCUUGUAAUAGUCGGGCCCACCGAAGGAAUCUCCAGGCGCAUAUAUGACAGCAUUAGAGCCAUACUACUAUCUACUCAGGGUUUCACCGUGGCCCUUUUCUACUGCUUCCUCAACGCCGAAGUGAAGAACACAGUCCGCCACCACUACAACAGCUGGCACACCCGCCGAACCCUCGGCUCCCGUAGAACCCGCUACUCCUCGAGCCGGGACUGGUCGUCCCAGGCCAGAGACAGCAUGCGUUUGUAUCAGACAAACUCGUACAGAAAACGGGGAUCCACCUGCUCCACCGGCACCACCACCACUGUCGUGGUAGUGCCGUUCCCCAAACUCUCCCAACAAAAACUCUCCAACAACAGCGACGCCGGAUGAGAAAUAAUGCCGCGAGGAGAUAGAAGAGCUACGAUGGAUACUCUUCUGGAGGAGGAAGGAGCGUGUUCGUUCGCGUCUUCUCGUGGCAACUCCAUACCCAAUGUUGACAUAUCGACGUUUAGCAUCAAGUGAAGUGGAAGCUGAGAUAAGUCGCAAAUUCGACGGAAAGUUGUGAUUUUAUGUGGACCUCGAUAUGUGAAAAUGCAUAUUUUUGUCUUAAGUACGUGUCACACGAUAUCUAUUUUAUGAUGUUUGUAAUAAAUGGAAAGUUAUUUUUUCUAUGUACGUAUUCGUGGUCGGUGUCGAAGAUAAAAGUCAUCAGAUUGCCGAAUUGACUGUUGCGGUGUUGGUGUCGCGAAGAUGCACACAAUAUUAUUGUAAAAAAAUCGGUUUUUAAGCUUGUAAAUAAGGCGAAAACACUUAUAUUUAUCGUUAUUUUGCCAAAACCCUACAUCCAACGUGUACGUUUGUAAAAAUAAACAUGUUUGAAAGUCA
This is a messenger RNA of Zophobas morio, 2048 nucleotides long. It is a transcript of the gene Dh44-R1, whose product is annotated as diuretic hormone receptor. The record is from RefSeq and is a predicted model, not a curated record. Gene Ontology annotation, cellular component: plasma membrane. Gene Ontology annotation, molecular function: diuretic hormone receptor activity; peptide hormone binding; G protein-coupled peptide receptor activity. NCBI's taxonomy places the organism in Eukaryota, Metazoa, Arthropoda, Insecta, Coleoptera, Tenebrionidae. Gene Ontology annotation, biological process: adenylate cyclase-modulating G protein-coupled receptor signaling pathway; cell surface receptor signaling pathway. The transcript is spliced from 13 exons. Bases 195 to 1553 code for a protein of 452 amino acids.